AUGCUCCGCCGUUCACACUCUGCUGCCCGUUCGGUGCUCUCAGGAGCUCCUUGUGUGCUGGCCACGUCCGGCACCCGAUGCCUGGCUUCGUCCACCCUCAACGGUGGUCUGACCCGCGAGCAAAUCCUGGCGCUGCCCUCCAUGCCCGCCAUCUCCCCUUCCUACCCCAUGGGACCGUACCGGUUCGUGAACCGGGAGUACUUCAUCGUGACCUACGAGACCGACAUGGACAGCCUGCGGCGCGUCAUCCCCGAACCCCUCGAGCCCAUCAGCAACCAAGUCCUAUAUGAGUGGAUCGCCAUGCCCGACAGCUCCGGCUUCGGCAGCUAUCAGGAGAGCGGGACGGUGGUGCCGUGCCUGUACGAGGGCAAGCCGGUCAACUACACCGUGCAGAUGUUCCUCAAUGACGAGCCGCCGAUCGCGUGCGGCCGCGAGAUCUGGGGAUUCCCCAAGAAGUACGCCGAAGCCGAGCUCCGCGUCGAGAAGGACACACUCACGGGCAUUCUGACGUACGGCGGGAGGCGCGCGGCGAUGGGCACCAUGGCCUACAAGUACAACCGGCUCGACAAGACCACAGCCACCAACUCCCUCAGCAAACUCAACUGCAACCUUAAGAUCAUUCCCGGAUACGACUUCAAGCCGCAGAUCGCGCAGCUGGUGGCCUACAAUCUGCAGGACAUUGAGGUGAUGGAGGCCUGGGAGGGUCCGGCGCGGCUCCACCUCAUCCCGCACGUCAACGCACCGGCGGCCGACCUGCCCGUCCGCAAGAUCGUGGGCGGCAAACACAUCCGGGCCAACCUGACCCUGCCCCACGGCUUCGUGCUACACGACUAUAUCUCCGAGCGAAAGAAGUCGGAGGCAAACUUCUACAUGAACGGCAACCCGCUGGCGGCGGCGGCCGAGAAAGCGAAAGCGACAGAGAAAGAGAAGGCGAAGGUGGCGCCACAGGAUGACAAGGCUGGGCUCACGAGGGAGAAGGUCCUCAACCUGCCCUCCAUGCCCGCCAUCUGCCCCAGCUACCCCGCGGCCCCUUCGCAGAUGAGCAACCGCGAGUACAUGAUCAUUUCGUACAAGACCGACCCCGAGGCCGUCAGGCGGUGGGUGCCCGAGCUUCUGCAGCCCGACGACAACGUCCACCUGUCCUGGGUCAAGACCGAGAGCUCUGGCUACGGCGUGUAUCAGAAAAUGACCGCGUCAGUGGGCUGCAAGUACAACGGCGAGGACUGCACCUUCCCGCUCAUGGCCAUCGUCAACUGUUCGUCGGCCAUCACUGCCGGCAGAGAAGUGCACGGCCAGCCCCAGAAGUUCGGCUUCCCGUCGCUGACGGUGGACAAGGACACGCUGUACGGUGAGACCAAGUACGGCCAGCAGGAGGUGGCGACCGGCAGCAUGGUCUACAAGCACCACCGCCUCGACCUCUCCCAGGCCUACAAGUUCUUCGAGAAGCCCGAGAUCAACCUCAAAGUCAUCCCCAGCGUCACCGGCGAGGCGGAGAUCGCGCAGCUGAUCAGCCUGCUGCCGAAGGAUGUCAAGAUCAAGGACGCCUGGCGCGGACCCGCCCGUCUCAACAUCAUCCCGCACGUGGGAACGUGCGAGGGCCACUACAUUGUCGUGGAGGACAUGGUGCUGCCCGAGGGCACUCUCAUUCACGACUACACCCUGGACGCUGGCAAGGAGGAUCACCAGCAGCAGUCCGAGCCCGCCGAGGCCUCUGCAGCCGCUCCCCAGCCGGGUACCGGCGACGCCUCGGACAGCGCCUCCCAGGAGGAGCGCUUCCGCCGCAGGAUGGAACGCUUCUUGCAGAUGCCGACCAUUGUGCAGUGA
This is a messenger RNA of Acanthamoeba castellanii str. Neff, 1824 nucleotides long. RefSeq names its product acetoacetate decarboxylase. Bases 1 to 1824 code for a protein of 607 amino acids. The transcript has 14 exons. Gene Ontology annotation, molecular function: lyase activity. The record is from RefSeq and is a predicted model, not a curated record. Lineage: Eukaryota; Discosea; Longamoebia; Acanthamoebidae.